Cyprinus carpio (common carp) is the source of this 483-nucleotide messenger RNA. RefSeq names its product ribonuclease inhibitor-like. Gene Ontology annotation, molecular function: protein binding. The coding region runs from base 55 to 483 and encodes 142 amino acids. The transcript is spliced from 3 exons. Lineage: Eukaryota; Metazoa; Chordata; Actinopteri; Cypriniformes; Cyprinidae. The record is from RefSeq and is a predicted model, not a curated record.
CCCGCCCAGUAGUGGUCUGCUGUGGCCUUCGUGUUGUUGACAUCAGAGGAAGAGAUGGAGGAGUUUGACCUUCAGAAGUUCAAGAAAUCAGACGAGUGUCUCUUUAGGCUACUGGAAGUUUUGAAAAUCUCCAUAAGAGCUGUGCUAAAUGAUUGUAACUUAACAGAUGAGAGCUGUACAAAUUUGUCUAAAGCUCUUGGAUCAGAUAACAAUCUGAUAGAGCUGAAUAUGAGCAAAAACAAUCUACUGGAUUCAGGAGUGAUUCAGCUCUGUACUGGACUGAAGACAUGUAAAUUGGAGAUACUGAAGCUCAGUAACUGUGCAUUAACAGAGAAAAGCUGUUCAGCUCUUGCUUCAGUUCUCAGUUCAGACUCCAGCAGUCUAAAGGAACUUGAUCUGAGCAAUAAUACUCUGCGGGAUUCAGGAGUGAAGCCACUCUCUGAUGGACUGAAAAAUAACUUUAAACUGGAGAUACUCAGGUGA